CCUCCUCCUCCUCCAUUAAAAUGCUCCUCCUCCGCAAUUCGGCCUGCUCACCAAGCCCCAAGAAAAAACACAGAACCUUCCCCCCCUCUCCAUUAUAAACCUCCUCCUCCUCCAUUAAAAUGCUCCUCCUCCGCAAUUCGCCCCCUUUGCUCCAUUAAAAUGCUCCUCCUCCGUAAUUCGCCCCCUUUGCUCCGUUAAAAUGCUCCUCCUCCUCGGCAGAGGACUCCAUCUUCUACUCCUACACCAAAAGCAUCAAUGGCUUCGCAACAGACCUCGAAGAAGACGAAGUGAAGGAGAUUGAGAUCCCGAACAAUCCUUCAACCAGCUCUCAGAAAGAGAAGGCGGCAGGGCAUAGCGGUGCACCAUAGCAUUAAUAGAUGGCACCCGGGAAUGAUGAUUUCAGUGCCGCAGGACCCUUUCAUAUCCAUUCUCUUUGCUGGUGUGAUCCAUAUCAAAAAAGAGCGGUCAUGGCAAGUUUAGUGAAAGGAGUAAGCGUCAUGGAAAAAGAUCGGGUAAAGGGCCGACGCGGCCAUCUUGCAUUAGCCCCACUUUGGUGGAAGUUCUUCGGUUUCGAGCUAGAGAGCGAGAUCAAAGAUGAUGCCGGUUCCAUGAUAAUUGGUGCCAUCUACAAGUUCAAAUCAACAGAUUGCGGUGGGACUGUUAGCAGCUUGCAGGUUCAGAAUGGCCCUCCCAGCUAUGUCUUUGCCUUUAGGGGUACAAUCCGUACCACAAUGAGAGACUGGAAGGAUAAUUUCAAGUGCCUUUGCCACCACCUCCACAAUAGCUACCGCUUUAAGGUCGCGAAGGAGAAGGUCUGGGAACUUGUUAGUACUUUAGGACCAUCGAGAAUCUGUUUGGCUGGGUAUUCUUUAGGUUCGGCGUGCUCAAUGCUCAUUGGGAAGGAGAUGGCAAGGUCAGGUUUCAUCCUUGAGACAUACCUUUUCAACUCGCCAUUCAUAUCCAUUCCGAUUGAGUACUGGAUCAGCCCUAAGGUCAGCCGUGCAGUCGACACUGUUAGCAGCAUCACAAAGUUUGGAGUUGCCCAUGUGGUCAAGUCUUUGCAUGGCCGACCAGUGCUCGACAGUAGUUUCAUGGCCCUGUCGAAGUGGGUCCCACACAUUCUCGUGAGCCCAUACGACCCUAUCUGUUCCGGCUACAUCAAGUACUUUGAGCGGCGAAAUUUCAUGAAAUCUAAGGGACUCGGGAAGUUGGAGAACAUCGCGACUCAGAAUUCCUACAAAUCUCUGGUCUCUGAUGCACUGAAACUGGGGUGGGAUUUUGAACCGGUGGAUAUCCUCCCUUCUGCAGAUCUAAUCAUUAAUACGGAUAAAAAAGAAGGUAUUGUCGAUGCUCAUAAACUUAAGCACUGGUGGCAUCCCCAGACCCGGUGCCAAUCGUCGAGUCAUUCACUAAGCUAAUGUUGUGUUUGUUGGGGGUUAUUAGUGUAUAUAAACUAUAUGAAAUGGCCGGCAUUGCAAGUCCUGGCUGGUAUCGUAUAUUUCAAGUCAUCAUUCCAAUCGAUGCGGUAUGGAAUGAAAUAGUAUCAUCCUGAAUUAGGUAUGUAGGUUAUUUGUCAAGAGCCUUACUUUGCCAACUUAAUAUAUAUGUAAUUUGGGGGUUUAGUGUUCUCUAAAUGUUCAUUGAUAAUAA
Messenger RNA from Punica granatum (pomegranate), 1650 nucleotides. The record is from RefSeq and is a predicted model, not a curated record. NCBI's taxonomy places the organism in Eukaryota, Viridiplantae, Streptophyta, Magnoliopsida, Myrtales, Lythraceae.